Messenger RNA from Beta vulgaris subsp. vulgaris (sugar beet), 2026 nucleotides. Its product is annotated as growth-regulating factor 5. Gene Ontology annotation, biological process: DNA-templated transcription; developmental process; regulation of DNA-templated transcription. The coding region runs from base 536 to 1678 and encodes 380 amino acids. The transcript is spliced from 4 exons. Lineage: Eukaryota; Viridiplantae; Streptophyta; Magnoliopsida; Caryophyllales; Amaranthaceae. Gene Ontology annotation, molecular function: ATP binding. Gene Ontology annotation, cellular component: nucleus. The record is from RefSeq and is a predicted model, not a curated record.
AUAGCUGCACACAUGCAGCACCUUAGCAUAGCCAUAUAGCAUAACAGUCCAUCAGAAACCUAACACAGAGGUGCAGUCAUAAUUUGUGCAGAAAAACACUUCUGCAAAUCUAGAGAGAGAAAACAAAACUUCAAAAAAAAUCUAUAGAGAGAGAAACAAACAACCAAACAAAGUUUUUUUUUCAAAAAAAAAAAAAGAAUUGGGGUAGCAAAAACAACAACAGCAGCAGCUACAGACCUCUCUGCUCAUCUGAACCAUUAGUUUUAUCCAUGUACAGAAGAUUCUGCAAUGCAAACACACCUUCUCUCUUUCUCUCUCCUCCUUUGUGGGCCCCUUUAAAAUAACUAUUUCCCCCCUAACUUUCAUUCAUAUACUGCACUUCCCUUUUCUCUCAAAACCCAUCUCUCUCUCUCUUUUUUUUUCUUUCAUCUUCUACUUGUACAUUUUCCUCUGUUUUUAUUCACUUGCUUGUUCAGUUUUUUUUUGACAUAAAAAAGUUGCAGACUUUUUUCUUGUGUUGUUAGUUUUCAAAGUGAUGAGCACUGCUACAGCAACAGUAGGAGGUGGUGGUGGUGGAGGAAGAAGUAAAUUCCCAUUUACAGCAACACAAUGGCAAGAACUUGAACAUCAAGCUCUAAUUUAUAAGUAUAUGGCUGCUGGUGUUCCUAUUCCUCCUGAUCUUCUUUUCACCAUCAAACGUAGUCUUGACUCUUCUCUCUCCUCCAAGCUCUUUCCUUACCAACCUUCUCCUUUGGGAUGGAACCCAUAUCAAAUGGGGUAUGGAAAAAAGAUAGACCCAGAACCAGGAAGGUGCAGAAGAACAGAUGGGAAAAAAUGGAGGUGUUCAAAAGAAGCAUACCCAGAUUCAAAGUACUGUGAGAGGCACAUGCAUAGAGGCAAAAACCGUUCAAGAAAGCCUGUGGAAUCACCUUUGACUACAACUUCAACUACUGUUUCUAAUAACAACAAUAAUAAUAAUAAUAAUAAUAAUUCUGCUGCAAAUUCAUCACUGACAGUAGCAGCUGCUGCUGCUGCAGCAUCUUUGACCAAUCAAUCACUGCUUAAUAAGAAUCCUUCUUCUGUUUCAACUUCUCUCUUUUCUCUUCCUUCCUCUGAUUCCUCUUGUAAUUCUCACCUCCUUUAUCCCCAUUCUUCUUACAAUCACAAGGACUAUAGGGAAAGGUAUUAUCAAGGAUUAAAAGAGGAGGUGGGAGAGCAUGCAUUUUUCACAGAGAGCUCAGGAUCAAGUAUGAGAGGUUUUUCAGGUUCAUCCAUGGAUGAAAGUUGGCAAAUUGGUGGUGGAAGUAACAUAGAUCAUCAUCAACAACAACAACAACAAUCAAAACAAAGUGGUGGGUACCCUAAUUACUUGCAGCAGCUUCAAAGUAAUAGUACAACUAGUAAUAAUGGUACAUCAGCAAAGCAGGAGAAGCAAUGCUACAUUUGGGGAAGAGAUUUUAACUGUGAUUUAUCAAUGAAGGUUGAAGAAGAAAGAGAAAACUUUCAUGAAAAAACCACCCACCAUUUCUUUGAUGAAUGGCCUAUUAAAAGUGGUGGAAGAGGAGGAAGAGAUUCUUCAUGGCAUGAUUCUUCUUCAACUACUCAACUUUCCAUAUCCAUUCCUUCUUCUACUUCUCAUCAUCAUGACUUUUUCCUCACAAAUUCUAGGGACUCCUAAUUUUAAUUAAUGAUGGGUUUGAGUUUUUCAAGAGCUGGGUGUGAGUGGGACUCUGAAUCAAAGGUCACCAGAAAAAGAGAGCUGUUACUGAAACUUGGUGGGUGGGGGUCAGUCUGCUACUUCUGCUGUUACUUUUCUUUGUUUGUUUGUUUAUCCUCUCUUUUUUUUUAAUUUUUUUUAUCCUUUUUUAAGUUUUACACUUUUGUGUAGUUGUAUCUGUCUAUCUUUCUCUGUAAGUUGUGACUGAUAGGACUUGUUACUGGGCUAUGUAGAAGAACAGAAUGCUUUUUAUUGGUUUUUUCUGCAAAGUGUGACUGACUCAUAUUGUGUGACAUAUUUAUCUUUCAA